AUGCCGACCGUUGUUCAUGCUGAGUCGGGGUUGAACCUCACCCAUGUCCUCACGCAAGAUGAAAUUGACGAAAAAGCAUGGAAAUACACUGGAUAUAGAGGAUUUACGAAUUUUGUGGCAUCAGAUCCAGACUUCUUCGUCGUUCGUCGGUUUGACACACUCAAUGCCCGAGUCCUGUUAACCCUACAGGAUCAUCUGUCAGCUCUUGAGGAACGCUUGAGCAAAUUGGAUGAGAAGUAUUAUGCAAAGAGCGCUGAAGAUGUCAAUAAUGGAAGCAUCAGAGACGAUCAAUCAGACCGGGCAGCCUUGACGAUGGAAAUAUGCGAUAAGCUUAAGGACUAUAGUAAGUAUAUUUUUGCAUCAUCCAUCAAACUCCCGAGAGUCGUGUCACCAGUUAUUGAUGAGAUAGACGAAAUCCUACUAGCGCACUCUGAACUACGCUCGCGAGGUCCUGCAUCUGCCCAUAUAAUCUCUAACGUGAAUAACUGGUUUCAUAACAACGACGGGGCAAUCAUGGAGGAAGAAAGGCGCUUCAUCACCCAUAAGGAAGACCUCAUAAAUGUCACCAACUCUGAUAAAGCCUCCAUGCGUCGUUUUCUGGAAACUCAUAUCGUCUUCCGUUUUCAUUGGCUAUGGAAGAAGGACCUCCCUUCUGAUAUACGGGAAGUCGAUAGAAAAGUCCGGAGAUAUGCAGAUGAUAAUCGGAUCGAUUUCAUCACAACCAUUGCGCUAUCGAUCAUUGGCAUGCUCAUGCUCAUUGCACCUAUCUGGAUCCUUGCGGCCAUUAAGGCGCCAUACACUAAGUUAGGGGUCAUCACAGCAUUCAUAGUGAUAUUUCUAGUGACCGUUUCAUACGCCACAGUAGCAAAGCCAUCAGAAACCUUAGCUGCUACCGCUGCGUAUUCGGCUGUUCUAAUGGUAUUCUUGCAACUCGGCAAUGCUGAUUCCUCGUCUCCAGGAUGAAGAUGUGUAGAAAAUGGGUGGUGGUACAGGUCCAAUGCGGGGCAACGGCGCUGUAUCUCAGAAGGUCACGCUAGAGUCAGCAAGGAGUAAUAGGAAUAGUCCCUUUAAAAGAGCUAAAAUACAUCGCAAGUUAAGAUGUACUUUCCAUUUCGAAAAAGGGAGGAAGAAAAUAUAAGGACAGAAUAUUUGCUAUGGAUUCAAUCUCUUCAUCUUAGUCUACGAAGUUGGUAGGUGAAGAACAUCAUCUCCAUGGCUGCCAACUCGUACCACGUUUCCACCGCAGUACACUAAAUUUAUAGCGCGAAUCUCAAGCAUCUAUCGUUUUUUAUUC
Molecule: messenger RNA, 1294 nt
Organism: Annulohypoxylon maeteangense
Lineage: Eukaryota; Fungi; Ascomycota; Sordariomycetes; Xylariales; Hypoxylaceae
Exons: 3
Coding region: 1-963 (320 amino acids)
Source: RefSeq, a predicted model, not a curated record